Messenger RNA from Acanthochromis polyacanthus (spiny chromis), 3371 nucleotides. RefSeq names its product 5-methyltetrahydrofolate-homocysteine methyltransferase reductase (gene mtrr). Gene Ontology annotation, biological process: homocysteine metabolic process. The record is from RefSeq and is a predicted model, not a curated record. Gene Ontology annotation, molecular function: flavin adenine dinucleotide binding; [methionine synthase] reductase (NADPH) activity; FMN binding. Gene Ontology annotation, cellular component: cytosol. NCBI's taxonomy places the organism in Eukaryota, Metazoa, Chordata, Actinopteri, Pomacentridae.
GAGAUCUGACGCAACGUCCGGGUCCAUGGUGGCGUUCAGGGCUGCUGUGCUUCACAAUGCUGCGAAGGUUUUUCUGAGGGAAUCUGUCUGUUAUUUAUCAAAGUUUGAAGCUUGUGGCAUGCCUGUUGAAGUGAAGCCUCGUUUUGUAGUCCUUUAUGGGUCUCAGAAGGGCCAAGCCCAAUCCAUAGCAGAAGGAAUAGCUGAGGAGGCUGAGCAGCACGGACUUGUUGCAGAUCUCAGCUGCUUGAAUGAAACUACAAAGUACAAUCUGGAGCAGGAGAAUGACCCAGUGGUGUUUAUUGUGUCUACCACUGGAGAUGGGGAGCCGCCAGACAAUGCUCUACAAUUUGUAAAGCGCAUCAAGAGGAAGACCCUCUCCACUGACCACUAUAAACACCUUUGCUAUGCACUGUUAGCUUUAGGAGACACAAAUUAUGCAAAUUUCUGCAACUGUGGGAAGACAAUUGAGCGUCGUCUACAGGAUCUUGGAGCCAAACAAUUCUAUGCGACUGGAUAUGCAGAUGAUGGUGUAGGCUUGGAGGUGGUUGUGGACCCUUGGCUUGAAGGACUGUGGAACGCCAUCAAAGGAGCCUUAUCCAAAAUGGCUUCUGAUAGGACUGCUCACUUAAAAGCGAAUACAGAGGAUUCAGCGAAAGAAACUCCUGAUUCAUCCACACCAGAUGUCCAGAUCAACCUCUUAAGCAUCACUGACCACCAGAACUGCGAGUCAUUCGGAGCAGCUGUGGAGACGAACUCCAAAUUUGCAUGUGCUGCUUCAUCUGUAGCUUCUGUUGUUUCUGAUCUCAGGCCAGCUUCUCCUGCAGGGAGCACUGGGUUGGCAUCCCAGUGUCAUGGCACUGCCAGCAUUCCUACAACAGCACCAGCAACACAGGCCGGGGAUGCUGGAGUUCCCCAUGUUGUACUGGCAGCUUCACUGACGUGCUCCUUGCCACCGCUUUCUGAGUCCUCGCUUAAUGUUCCUGCUCUGCCUCCCCCCUACUUGGAUGUCUCUCUUCAGGAGGUGGACACUGUAGAACAGAUUGUUGGACCAUUGAACAAGGAGACUCUUCGUGAGGUGCCCAUAUCCAAGGCAGUCCAGCUGACCAGAGGAGAUUCUGUCAAGACAGCCGUUCUCCUGGAACUGGACAUAUUUGCUUAUCCGAUGAUGACCUAUCAGCCAGGGGAUUCUUUUGAUGUGUUCUGCCCAAACAGAGCUGCAGAGGUGGACAACAUGCUCAGCAGACUGGGCCUCCAAGACCAAAGAAACCAUCUUGUCAACAUUUCUCUCAGAAAGGACACUAAGAAAAAAGGUGCUCAGGUGCCUUCUUAUGUCUCGCAGAACAUUUCUGUGCUGUUCCUGCUCACAUGGUGUCUAGAGAUCAGAAGUGUCCCCAAGAAGGCGUUUCUGCGAGCGCUGGUGGAGCAUACGGGGGACAGCGUGCAGAGGAGGAGACUGCAGGAGCUCUGCAGUAAACAAGGUGCUGCAGACUACAACCUUUACGUGAGAGACCCGAGCCUCAGCGUUCUGGAGCUUCUCACAGCCUUCCCAUCCUGCUCGCCUCCACUCAGCCUCCUCAUAGAGCAUUUGCCGAAACUGCAGCCCAGGCCUUAUUCAGCUGCCAGCUCCUGUCUUGCGCACCCAGGAAAGCUACGUUUUGCCUUCAACGUGGUAGAGUUCCCAGCAUGCACCGGGCGGCCUGUGGGGAGGCGAGGCUUGUGUACCGGUUGGCUGUUUGACCUCAUCAAUCCUAGCCCUGUUUUCCCUGGGACGGCUGAAUCCUCCAGCAGCCCGGCUCUGCCAAAGAUCCAUGUGAGUCUGAGACCCAACUGCUCCUUUCGGCCUCCCUCUGACCCGUCGGUGCCCUUCAUGAUGGUCGGACCCGGCACCGGAGUCGCUCCAUUCCUCGGCUUUCUCCAGCAAAGGUAUGACCAGCGGAGGAGAGGCAGAAGAACCCGAGGCCGUGUUUGCGAGACCUGGCUGUUCUUUGGUUGUCGCCACAGAGACCGAGACUACCUGUUCAGGGAGGAACUCGAGGGGUUUGUGUCCAGCGGCACCCUGAGCCACCUCAAGGUGUGUUUCUCCAGAGACGACAGAGAAGAUGAGGAGUCUUGCUUGCAGCAGCACCCCAGAUACGUCCAACACAAUCUGCUGCUUAAUAGCCAGCACGUCACUGACAUCCUGCUCAGACAGAACGGUUUACUGUAUGUCUGCGGGGAUGCAAAGAACAUGGCUAAAGAUGUGAAUGAGACCUUACUGGAGAUGAUUAAGACGGAGCUUCAGGUGGACCAACUGGAGGCCAUGAAGAGACUGGCAGGGCUUAGAGAGGAGAAGCGCUACUUACAGGACAUCUGGGGCUGACGGUGAUGACGAGAUAAGGCAUUUUGCAACAUCCGCUGGUCUUUCUUACAUCUUAAGGGGGAAAAAAUGAAAUCAGCAUGCUCAGCUGUAACCUCUAGAACCAUAAAAUUGUGGAUGCUGGAAGCCUGGAGGUAGUUUACAGCACCCAACGCUACCAAGAUGGAAUUGUACCUCACUGACCCGGGGAUAUCGGUUCACUACAUCAUCUUGGCUUUGCUGUUUGAACAGAAAUGACCUUGGUCGGAGCAGUAGUGCUGGAGAUUGGUCUCGCAGUGUGAAAAUGCUUUUAGUAUAGACAAGCCUUCUCUAUUUGUCCUUUCUCGGGGAAAGGCAUUUACUUCCAUCGGCUGUGAUGGAGUGAUUUUGAUGAGACUGAGCGCGGGAUAUCGCUCCAACCUAGAUGAAAACAACACAGUGCAAUCUGUAGUUCUUAAACAACACACAUGCAGGAAAUUGUUUAUUUUCCAUUCAAGGAGAAAAGAGAUGUUUUGUUUUUUUCACAAGUUAUGUGUUUUUGGAAUAUGCCAAACCACCACUGCCUACUAAAUGCACCAUAGUUUGCCUCAGAAGUCAUAAUCAGUCAAAAUUCUUCCAUUAUUUUGUGUAAUUACCACUUUGAAAAAGUACCUCAGUUGUAAAAUUGACUAUUAUUUUUCUAACCAGAAUACUGCAGCUUUAGUUUCCUUUUUGUCACAUUUACGGCAUUAUGAAAGCAGGUUUUAAUGUGUGCAGUCCUAAUAAGCAGCUGCAUGACAACUUCCAGUGGGUUUUCCGUUACAGUGUGCUAAAAAUCAAGCACAGAGGGUGAGAAUCCCAGUGAUAACAAACAGCCUCGACCAGAGCAAUUUGUCUGACCGACUUUUUUUCCGUCUGGCUCCACAAACCCAGCAGACUGCCACUUUGGAGACAAUGAACUCCCAACUUUUUUAGGUACUGCGAAACGGAGUAAAACCUCUCCAGACACAAGCAUCUGUGCUUUGUGUGAUCAACAAUUAAAAGACAUUUCACAGUA